Molecule: messenger RNA, 1152 nt
Organism: Paramecium tetraurelia
Lineage: Eukaryota; Ciliophora; Oligohymenophorea; Peniculida; Parameciidae
Exons: 5
Source: RefSeq, a predicted model, not a curated record
AUGACAGAUAUUCAUUCUUAGCAGAAAAGCGUGUAAAAAUAAGCAUAUAUAGAUGAUCUAUUCACAAAUGACAAUGAACUUGAUGAGGAUAAGGAUAUAAUUAAAUAAUACAACACUGCUAAGAAAGAAAGAAAAACUAUUGAAGCCCAUAAGCAAUUGCUCGAUAAUAGAGUGGCAUUGUUGAAACAAGAGGAGAUCAGAACUUUAAAAAAAAUAGAGGAGACUCGUAAAAAGGCAUUGGAAAUUUACUAUCUUAAAAAAAAGAAUGAAGAAAAACUGAAAAAAAGAGAAGAAGAAAAAGAGCAGUUGUAGAAGAAGUAGGAGCAAUAACAAUAAAUUCGAAAAUAGCAAGAAAGAGAACAUAAAUUAUUAAUUGAAAAGCAUAGAAGUGAUAAAGUAUAAAAAGCAUUUAUAAUCAAAUAACAAACCAAAAAUAAUGAAGUUAGGAAAAUGAGUUCUCAAAAAUAAUCCUUAACAACUCUUAAACAAAAAAAUUAGAUAAUAAGAGAAACAAGAGAUCUGAAUAGAGUGAAGGAAAGAAUUGUGUUGGAAAAAAGAGAAGCUAUAAGGGAAUAAUUAGGAAAGAAAUUAGAAUUUGAACAAAAGCUAAAAGAUGGAAAAUAGAAGGAGAUUGAACAAAUAGAAACAUAUGAAAUGGAUUUACUGUAAAAAUUAUAAAACACUUAGUAAAUGUAAAAAACAGCAUUUGAAGAAUUAGAAUCAGCUUUAACUAUGACUGCUAAAGAAUUUGCAGAAAAGUAUCUUCAACCAAAAUAAAAAGAAGAUUAAAAUAAGGAUCUUUCAAAUUUUAAUACUGACGAGGAGGGAGGCUAACAACAUUAAGAUAGACCACAUAUUGAUGAGUCUGAUAAGGAUUAAUCUUCUAAGAUAUCAAUUGAAUAGAUAAAUGAGAUUAAUGAGCCAAAUCUAUAGAAUGAUACAAAUAAAGACGAUAAUGGUGAUUAAAAUGAUAACUAAAAUCAAGAUAAAAAGGACUCUGACUCUAGAUAAGAUGAUUAGAAUAAUCAAUAAUCUUUUCAUCAAGAAGAAGGAAAUUAAAAUUAACAGAACAAUUAAAAUGAGAUCCCUAAUGUACUAGAUUCCCCAAAAGCUUAAGAAAAAUAGGAUGAUCAAUAACAAGAAGAAUUAUGA